Molecule: messenger RNA, 1712 nt
Organism: Glossina fuscipes
Lineage: Eukaryota; Metazoa; Arthropoda; Insecta; Diptera; Glossinidae
Gene: aln
Product: divergent protein kinase domain 1C
Exons: 7
Coding region: 427-1617 (396 amino acids)
Source: RefSeq, a predicted model, not a curated record
UUGGAGAGGACACCUGUUAAUAGUUAAUUAGCUUUGUGCCGGUUUUGUGGGAAAAUUCAUAGCAGCUUAUUAAGUGAUAACGUAUUCUUAUCAAUAAGGAAUGGGAAUAAAAUAAGCAAAGAUUAUGUUAUAAAAUAUAUACAUAUGAUAGCCAGUUUGCUCUAUUCUCUGGGGGUAAACUGAAAAAAUGCCGAAUCGAGAUUUCGUAGUUUUCUGAAAAUUCAACUGGGAAAUUCAACUUUCAAAAAAAAAAUAAAAAAAAAUUACGGAGCCUGUCUACUGAAAAUUCCCAUUAAAUAUCGAACUUAAAUUCCAAAUCAAUAAACGUUUAACUCAAGCCCUCCCCAUAAAUCUUUGCGGAAAUCUAUGCACAAUCAAAAUUAUUCAAUGCAAAAUCGAACGGCAAUCUAAAAAUAAAAAAAAAAAAUGCUAAACGCAUUUCGUCGAAAAUUUCGUAUAGCAUUUCAGCGUACCGUUGUGUUGGCCGUAAUGGCAGCUAUUUUUGUCCUAGGAUACUCAUAUAUCAAUUUGGAAUUUUGCUAUAAAAUUAUGUCGCAGAAUAGUUUAACGUAUAUGUGUAAGAAAUACAAGAAUUUGGAAUACAGUGGCUCGUUGUGCGAGGAGUUGUGCACCAAUGAAGAUUCUUUUCGAGACUUCAAAUGUCCGCAAAAUGAAAUGCGUACAACGGUCUUUACGGCCGAGAAAAAUGGUGACGUUUACGCUAUUAAGCUGUCAAGGCAUAUUAAAGAUGAUCUCAGCUGGACAAAUAGUCUUGGUAAUCAAGUUUAUCCAAAAAUUGAAAAUUUUCAUCGCAUUGUUAAAAUGCAUAUAACUUUAAGUUAUAAUGUUACCUUAGACGAUAAUAUGAUACGCGCUUUAGUUAAUCAGGAAAUUGAUAAAAAUAAUCCCCAACAAAUGUUUAAUUUCUGGCGACUAUUUAAGGACAAUAACUACAUGAUGAGCAAAUUGUUUGAUGAGGAAAAUCUAUUUCCAACAAUAUUGGGUUCCUGCGGUCCCUACUAUGCAACCGAAAAUUUAAACAUAUUGAAAACUGAUCAAAGUUUAUUGCAAUAUUUAUCAUUUGAUUGGCAUAAACGCUUAAAGUUCGCUUUAAGCAUUAUGGAGUAUAUAUUUCGUUUGGAUGAGAUUAAGCCGGAACCACUGAAAAUGUGCAAAAUGAAACUAAAUUUAUUCGGUUUAACCAGUGACAAGCGCAUUAAAUAUCAAUCGGCUGAAUAUGUGCAAGUUGAAAGUCAACUGGACCGCCAUUUGUCUAACGGUCAAAAUUGCGAGGAGGAUAGCGAUUGCAAUUGGCAUUCGUGUAUGGGUUUAUGUGAUCACAAAAAGUCUCAAUGCAUUGGUAUCCAACAGAAUAAUAACAUGCAGAUCUUUUGCGAUCAUAUACUAAGAGGCGGCGGACUUUUUCCGGGACUUUUAGCUUCGGCGAAGACUCCUAAAACGUUAAUGAAACUUGUCAAAAAUUGCAUAGAUCCUUCGAAAUCGCCCAACUAUCAUCUGCCCGAAAGACCCCAUGCGGCGAACACAGAAUUGGCAUUACGUUUAUAUAAUGAAAUGAAACGUUUACAAAAAGCGGCCAGCAAUAGAGACAGAACUUAAAUAAGUGCAAAUGGAGAGGCCGCAUAUAAAUGCAAAGACCUUAUUGUUCUCCUGAGCAUUCCUUAUAACAAAAAAAAAAAAAAAAAAAAAAAAAA